This is a messenger RNA of Electrophorus electricus (electric eel), 4467 nucleotides long. RefSeq names its product alpha-2-macroglobulin-like. The record is from RefSeq and is a predicted model, not a curated record. Gene Ontology annotation, cellular component: extracellular region. Gene Ontology annotation, molecular function: endopeptidase inhibitor activity. Lineage: Eukaryota; Metazoa; Chordata; Actinopteri; Gymnotiformes; Gymnotidae.
AUGGAUAUCAGUAGAAUUCACAUAAGUAAAAGGCUAUUGUUAGCCUGCCUCAUCUUUUGCACUGUCUAUGGACAAACCUCAGGACCAUUUUUCAUGGUGACAUUUCCUGCAGUGAUAGAGUCUGGCACUGAGGCGAAACUCUGUGCGAGUCUCCUGAGGCCUAAUGAGACUCUACAAAUGACCAUUUACCUGAUUCACAACAAUCACAGCAGAACACUUGUAGAGGAGACAGUAGAGGAAGAGUUUCAUCGCUGCUCCCAAUUCAAGGCUCCAGAGGUUGAUGGCCAGUCUCUGCAGGAGAUCAAAGUACAAGUGAAAGGUGAAAGUUUUGAGAUGACAGAGAAAAGCAGAGUCCUGUUUAAAUCCUACAACACUCUAACAUUUAUUCAGACUGAUAAGCCAAUCUACAAUCCUGGCCAAACAGUGAAUUUCAGAGUUGUCACCAUGGAUUCUAAUUUUGUCCCCCUUGAACAAAAGUACAGCACAGUGACACUAGAGGAUAAUAAUAAUAACAGGAUCGGUCAGUGGAUAAAUGUGUCUUCCUCAGGCCUGAUACUGCAGCUUUCCCAUAAGCUGAAUUCUGAGGCUCCUCAGGGCUUGUAUAAGUUGAAGGCCAACAUUGGUAACAGGCUGACUGAACAUCAUUUUAAAGUGCAAAAGUAUGUUUUACCCAAGUUUGAGAUUACAGUAAAAGCACCAGAACAACAAAGUGUUGGUGAGGAGGAACUGAAGCUAGAGAUUUGUGGAAAGUACACAUAUGGACAACCAGUCUCUGGCAAAGCCCUGGUGCAGGUGUGCCGGUCAUUCUGGACGUAUACUUAUUAUGAAGAUGUCCCUAAGAUUUCACCUUGUCUGACUGAAACAGUGGAGCUCAGCAGGACUGGUUGUGCCUUUCCCUCCUUCAAUAUAUCAACAUUCAUGAAUACUGAAAUGGAAAGUAGUUUACAAGAUUCUCUUGCUGUUUCUGCUACAGUGACAGAGGAAGGCACAGCAAUUUCCAUGGUAAAGUCUGAAAAUAUACAGCUCACUUUUCAAAUUGGUAAAGUUGAGUUCCUUGAUUUACCAAAAACCUUUGAACGAGGGACAAUUCUAGAGGGAAAAAUAAAACUUACAAAUUUCAGUGGAAGAGUCAUUCCCAACAAGAUGGUCUAUCUUUUUACUGGUGAUAGAUGGUCACCAAAACUACUUCUUAAUCUCACUACAGACGUGAAUGGAGUGGCAAGCUUCUCAAUUAAUGCACCUAGUGACCCUGAAACACAGAUGAAUCUGUUUGCAAGUGUCGUUCCAGAAAUCCAAUCCAACAUGUACAAAACACCCCAUUUUACAACCAGUGAAGCCCAUAUACAACUGUUCCAACCUGUCACACCUUACAGUCCAGUAUACAGUGAACUGUUACUAGAAAGCUUAAACGAACCACUAAUAUGUGGUGCAGAAGUUUCCAUUACUAUUAAGUAUUAUAUUGUUGGGGAAACCAAUGAGAUUUUCAGCACUGAUAUUAUAUACAUGGUCUUAUCUAAAGGAGCAAUAGUUCAUCAUGGCUAUGAGAAAAUUGAAGUGAAAGACUCCAGUCAGAUGAGAGAGGGAAAACUCUCAUUUAAACUGCCUAUUGGUGCUGAAGUAGCCCCUGUGGUGCAGGUUCUGGCAUACUGUGUACUGCCCAGUGAGAACCUCAUUGCUGCCAGCAAAAAUUUUGAUGUGGAAAAAUGUUUCAAAAACAAGGUGUCUCUGCAGUUCUCUCCCUCCCGGGCAGUUCCUGGGGAGGAGAACACUCUCCAGCUCUCAGCUCUGCCUGGUUCACUGUGUGGCCUCAGCGCAGUAGAUCAGAGUGUGUUCAUCAUGGAGCCCGGAGAUCGCCUGAACACUGACAAGGUCUUUCGUUUGUUACCAGUGACAGCAGUAAAAGAUUACAUGUAUGGUGUCGAAGAUGAGAUGGAGUGCUUGCAUGUGCGCCCUCGACGACAGACUCGAGGCGAUCAUGUUUACAAUACUUUUAAGAGUGUGGGGAUAAAGAUGGCAAGUAAUUUGGCAAUUAGACAUCCAUCCUGUUUGAUGUACAAAGGCAUACAAUAUCAUCAGAACUUUUAUUACGUACCACACAGGGGAGUUGGAUUUGGAAUGAGUCAUCCUAUGGCAUUAAAUCAAGUCAGUUAUGACUCAGCACCUGGCUUAGCACCUGUUGAAACAGUUCGCAAAUUCUUCCCAGAAACCUGGAUAUGGAAACUUGUUGAAGUUGGGGACUCUGGAUCAGCACAGGUUCCGGUCACUGUCCCUGACACCAUCACCACAUGGGAGACGGAGGCUUUCUGCCUGUCCCCCCAAGGUCUGGGACUUGCUCCUCCUGCUGAGCUCACUGUCUUCCAGCCCUUCUUCCUGGAGCUCUCACUGCCCUACUCCAUCAUCAGGGGAGAGAUCUUUGAGCUCAAGGCCACUGUGUUCAACUACCUCCCCAAAUGCAUUAUGGUUAAAGUGACUCCAGCCCCCUCCACACACUACACUCUGAAAGCCUCCUCUGAUGGCCAGUAUUCAUCCUGUUUGUGUGCAAGUGGUAGGAAGACCUUCAAGUGGACUCUGACUCCAUCUGUGCUUGGAGUCAUGAAUGUGACAGUCAGUGCAGAGGCUGAACAGUCCCAGACUGUGUGUGACAAUGAGAUUGUGAGCGUGCCAGAGAGAGGCCGUAUUGAUACAGUCACGCGAAACCUGAUUGUACAGGCUGAAGGAACUGAAAAGAUGAAGAGCCACAGCUGGCUGCUGUGUCCACAGGGGGACAGUGUUUCAGAGGAGCUGGAAUUGAGCAUCCCUGAAGAUGUAGUAGAGGGAUCAGCGAAGGCUUCUGUUUCAGUGCUUGGGGACAUACUGGGACGUGCACUAAAAAACAUUGAUGGACUACUUAGGAUGCCAUAUGGCUGUGGAGAACAAAACAUUGCUCUCCUCUCCCCCAAUAUCUACAUUCUUCAGUACCUACAGAACACUGGCCAGCUCACUGCAGCUAUUCGUGAGAGGGCAACUGAGUUCCUUAAGAGCGGAUACCAGAGGCAACUGAACUACAAGCAUUUUGAUGGUGCAUAUAGCACAUUUGGCAGGGGAGAAGGGAACACAUGGUUAACUGCUUUUGUCUUGAGGACUUUUGGCCAAGCACAAAAUUACAUCUUUAUUGAUCCAGAAAAUAUUGACAGUGCAAAGACAUGGUUGAUAAAAAAGCAGAGACCAGAUGGCUGUUUUAUCAGGCAGGGCAGAUUGUUCAACAACAGAAUGAAGGGCGGUGUAAAUGAUGAUGUAACCAUGACUGCAUAUAUCACUGCAUCAUUGUUUGAACUGGGAGCUGAAGUCAUGGAUCCUGCAGUGAGUGGAGGGUUGAGAUGCUUAAAGUCCACUAUUGGUAACCUGACAAACACCUACACAACUGCCCUGUUGGCUUACGCUUUCAGCGUGGCUGGAGAGAACGACGCUCGAGAUCAGAUGCUAAAAGAGCUGGACAGUGUUGCCAUUUCAGGAGAUGGUCGCCUUCACUGGUCUCAGUCAGCGUUAGAUGACUCGGACUCCUUAGCAGUGGAGAUCAGCUCCUACGUGCUGCUCGCUGUUCUCACUACAGAUCAGCUCUCUACUGCUGACUUGGGCUACGCCAACAGGAUCGUCAGCUGGCUGGUGAGACAGCAGAAUCCCUAUGGAGGCUUCUCCUCCACCCAGGACACAGUGGUGGCCCUCCAGGCUCUGGCUCUGUACUCCACCAAAGUGUUCAGCUCAGAUGGCUCCAGCACAGUAACUGUGCAGUCAGCAGGUGGAGACAGUCACAAGUUUGAUGUCCACCAGAACAACAAGUUAUUGUACCAAGAGAAACCUCUGCAGGAUGUUCCUGGCAAAUACAGCAUUGAAGUAAAAGGAUCCACCUGUGUGUCAGUGCAGAUGGCCCUUUUUUACAACAUCCCCACACCUACUGAAACCAGCACACUGAGCGUCAAGGCUAAGACUGAAGGAAAUUGCACAAAAUCAUUUGGAAACAUUCUCUCUGUUAACUUCACUGUCACAUAUAAUGGGACAUUAGCCAGCACCAACAUGGUCAUAGUGGAUAUAAAGCUCUUGUCAGGGUUCACAGCAGAUCCCAAUGAACUAAAAUAUAGCCCAUUUGUGGAAAGGGUUGAUUCCAAAGAUGACCAUGUUAUCGUGUAUUUGAAAGAGGUAUUAAGGAAUACUCCUAUGAAUUAUGAACUGCAUAUAAAACAGGUGCUCCCAGUAAAGAAUCUCAAGCCAGCUGUUAUCAAAGUUUAUGAUUACUACCAAACAAAUGACCAAUCUGAGACGGAGUACUCCUCCCACUGUGCAUAAACUGCAAUCAAAUCUGCAACUUCAUGAUACAAGAUACAGAAAAGAUGACAUUUGCUAUGUCCUUAUUUUAUUUUCCUUAAUCUAGCCCACCUAAUAUGGACAAAUGAAUGUCAAUUUUUCAAAAAUAAACAUGAUCCUAAAGCAACA